Ctenocephalides felis (cat flea) is the source of this 757-nucleotide messenger RNA. RefSeq names its product AP-3 complex subunit sigma-2-like. The record is from RefSeq and is a predicted model, not a curated record. The transcript has a single exon. Lineage: Eukaryota; Metazoa; Arthropoda; Insecta; Siphonaptera; Pulicidae. Bases 1 to 576 code for a protein of 191 amino acids. Gene Ontology annotation, biological process: Golgi to vacuole transport; intracellular protein transport. Gene Ontology annotation, cellular component: intracellular membrane-bounded organelle; AP-3 adaptor complex; membrane coat.
AUGAUAAAGGCUAUUCUUGUCUUCAAUAAUCACGGAAAGCCUCGGCUAUCCAAGUUUUAUCAAUACUUUAAUGAAGAUAUGCAGCAACAAAUUAUCAAAGAAACAUUCCAUUUAGUUUCUAAGAGAGAUGAUAACGUAUGCAAUUUUUUAGAAGGCGGAAGCUUAAUUGGUGGCUCAGAUUACAAAUUAAUAUAUAGGCAUUAUGCUACACUGUAUUUUGUCUUCUGUGUAGAUUCUUGUGAAAGCGAGUUAGGAAUCUUAGAUCUAAUACAAGUUUUUGUGGAAACAUUGGAUAAAUGUUUUGAAAAUGUUUGUGAAUUGGAUUUAAUUUUUCAUGCUGAUUCAGUACAUUUUAUAUUAAAUGAACUAGUAAUGGGAGGCAUGGUUUUGCAAACUAAUAUGUCUGAAAUUUUGAUGAGGAUAGAAGAACAGAAUAAGUUACAAAAGCAGGAAGCAGGUAUUUCUGCAGCACCGGGAAGGGCUGUUAGUGCUGUUAAAAACAUGAACAUACCUCAACAAAUUAAGGAUAUAAAAUUACCUGACCUCCCACAAGCCAUAAAAGAUUUGAAAUUCUGACCUCUUGCUCUGAAGAAUAAUUUUCCAGGAGAAGGAGAUAUUUCAAAAGUGCAAUCUGAUUCAAAAGAACAUAUUUCAACAAGUUUGAAAAGUUCGCAUGAACGUGAUAUUACAAGUAAACAGUAUAUGUAAAAUUUAUCGACUUUUCCAUUUUAUAUUGGCAAAGUAAGUGGACUUUUUC